CACAGCAUUUGGUGGAAACAUAAAAAUGCUGCUUCCCACAACCAUCGCCGCCGCCAGGCCCGGACCCCCGAUUGGCUGUUUUGGGUCACAUGACCAGGAAUUGGCUGCAAUUUCGCCCCAUAGUUGUUCAGUUUAGCCUACCCAGGUCCCCAUACGCUAGUAAUAUCACCAAUAUACACAAUUAUUAUAUAUCCACCGCAUUUACGCCAUUGCGGUCGGGAGCCUACAUGCUCGUGCGUUUUUUCAUUUCGUUUUAUUUUUUUAAGAAGCCAUAUUGUGUUGUGUGCGUGUGCGAGCGAGCGUGCGCGCGUGUAUGUGUUUUGUUUUUUUUUUUAUUUUGGGGAAGGGAUUGUUUCGGGGGUCUCGCCGUUUGAGGUUGAAGCCGGUUUUGAGGGAGCUAUGAAUUUUGAAUUUGAGAGGGAGAUCGGUUUUAUAAACAGCCAGCCGUCCCUAGCAGAGUGCCUGACGUCUUUCCCCGCCGUCCUGGAGUCAUUUCAAACUUCAUCAAUCAAGGAGUCGACAGUAAUUCCGCCUCCCUUCGAGCACACCAUCCCCAGCCUCAGCCCCUGCACAGCCAGCCAGCCGAGACCGACUGCAAGGAGCCAGCAGAACCGGAGAACCUCCGUCACUAAUGGCCUCCAGACGCACCACCGAGCCGCACAGCAGCCCUGUCCGCCUGGCCAGGCCCCUGCCCCGGCCACGGCCACCCCGGCCGGUCCGCUGGCCCACGAGUUCCCCUGGAUGAAGGAGAAGAAGUCAUCAAAGAAGUGCCCAAAGCCGGGGAGCAGCGCCAGCGGUGGAGGAUCCAUCAUCCCCCCUGCAUCUUCCUCCCCAUCGCCGACCGCCUCCGGGUACGCUUCGGCGGGCAUCGAGUCACCCACAGACCCGAGCCAGGCCUGUCUGGAUAGUGGAGGAGCCGGGUCCCGCCGGCUGCGCACCGCCUACACCAACACACAGCUGCUGGAGCUGGAGAAGGAGUUCCACUUCAACAAGUACCUAUGCCGGCCCAGGAGGGUGGAGAUCGCCGCCCUCUUGGAUCUGACCGAGCGGCAGGUCAAAGUUUGGUUCCAGAACCGGCGGAUGAAACACAAGCGCCAGACUACGCACCACCGGGACGGCGGUGGAGGCCAUGAAUCCAGCGACCCGGGCGGCUUUGAGCCGCUUGAAGGCGCCGAUGCCUCAUCCCCGUACUCCAGCCAGCCGCUGGAAGCAUCCGGCACCGGGGAGGCUACAUCGGACGGCGAGCCAGGGAGCUGCAAUCCAUCUUCGGCCGCCGCACCCACCGCCUACGCUAAUGACAGCGGGGAUAAUGCACAGCCCACGCCGGAGAAGGGAGGCCGAUUGAGCCGUACCGAACGCCCACCGCUGCCAGGGGCAUCUGGCUGCUCUGAGGCUGCCGCGGCUCACCACUCCCCGCCGACGUUCACCGCCACGAACUCCUCUAAUAACCCGGGCCUGAUGCAGCUCAGCGAGGCCGGGCCCGCAGCAGCGUCCGAUCCGUCAUUCUCUGAGCAGCGGGACCCCUCUAUCACCUCCACCGCCUCCUCCGCUGCUGCUGCUCCUCCCGCCGCCUCCUCCGCGCUCCCCGACCUGGCCUUCUUUGCCGGGGACGCGUGCCUGUCGCCCAGCCUGCAGAGCUCGCUGGAUAGUCCGGUGGAUUUCUCCGAGGAGGACUUCGACCUGUUCACAAGCACACUGUGCGCCAUAGACCUGCAGCACCUCAACUUCUGAGGGCCGGCUGCAACGUUUCAAUAUAAAAGAAAAGUACAAAUAUAAAAAAGGAGUGGACAGACAGGCCUGUGUGGAUGAGCAAUCGAGCGGAGGAGACGGCACUCGGCGAGGACUCUGCUGUUUAAAUAGCAUAAAAGCUUCUCGGCAACAUUCCUGAAACAUUUCUGACUGAAAAUUAUGUUCGUUUUUUUUUGUUGUAUAUAUAUAUAUUUUUUUGCAUCUUCUUUCUGGUUUUAUUUUGCGGCUGUAUUGUAGUUAAAGAGAGAUGCAAUUCGUUUCCAUUUUUUUUUUUUUUUUAAACACCGAAGGGAAAUGUUUUUUUUUUUUUCACGGUCGAAACGUUAUGGAUUUUUUUUUAUCUCUCCCCUUGUUCAGGUAUUUAUUGCCUUUCUUGUUUCUGAUCGUUUUUGUUAAAAUUAUUAACACUCAUCAGUAUGUGCGGAUAUGUUUCCUCGAGUGCAAUCUGGUGCAGCUUCAUGGAUCCUUAAUAACUUCUCAGGAACUGCUCACGGAGUCUAGGUGCAGAUAGCUGGACUGCUUUUAGAAAAAUCUCAACUGGAGAAUGAAUUCAUUGUCUCUCUGAACGAGACAAGACGAGAGAGAAGCCCUGCUGACGACCCGAGUUUUAGACCCUAGUUUAUUUAUUGAGAUUCUUUAAUAGUGAAAAUCCAAAUUAUUUAUUGUACAUAUAUUUUCAUAGUGGAAUAAUAAUAAUAAUAAAAACACAAACAUUUA
Messenger RNA from Perca fluviatilis (European perch), 2466 nucleotides. It is a transcript of the gene hoxb2a, whose product is annotated as homeobox B2a. Gene Ontology annotation, molecular function: DNA-binding transcription factor activity, RNA polymerase II-specific; DNA binding. Gene Ontology annotation, biological process: regulation of DNA-templated transcription. The transcript is spliced from 2 exons. The record is from RefSeq and is a predicted model, not a curated record. The coding region runs from base 400 to 1731 and encodes 443 amino acids. Lineage: Eukaryota; Metazoa; Chordata; Actinopteri; Perciformes; Percidae.